CUCACAUUGAAUAAGUGCACAUUCUUACUCCAGACAGUAGAUGGCAACCUCUGCCUAUCUGAAAAUCAGUCUGCCACAGAAAAAUAAAAAACAAACUUUUACUGCGCAAGACUAUUACGAGUUUGCUGGACUGCAAAAAAAAGAUUAUGGCACUAGGCUCUCAAUCGCGUGAAAAUCGAAUGCAGUUGAAACACAAUAUUGGAACCUGCAUAGACACAAUUCAAGACAAGCUGUUCAUUCUAAGCCAAGACAUAUGGAGGUGUCCAGAGCUUGCAUAUGGGGAGAAACAGUCACACGACAGGCUCGUUCGUUUUCUCUCUGAUGAUAAUUUAUGGGAGGUUGAAAGUCACUACAAACUGCCUACCGCAGUUAGGGCGACAUGGGGCCCAUUUGGUGGCAAAGACGGCGACAGAGUUUUGAAUGUGGGAUUCCUAUGCGAGUACGAUGCGUUGCCAGGUAUUGGCCAUGCAUGUGGACACAACCUUAUAGCAGAAGUCGGUGUGGCUGCUGCACUAGGGCUGACGGGUGCAUUAGGAUUAGUAAGAGAACCAACAGACUGUCUGACUCCUCUCCGUGUAAAGGUGACAGUUCUUGGGACCCCAGCAGAAGAGGAUGGAGGAGGGAAGGUUGACCUCAUCCUGGCUGGGGCAUUUGAAGACAUGGAUGUUGUCUUCAUGGCUCACCCCGCUCAGCAGGAUGUUACCUUCCUACCCUGUGUAUCCAUCACAGAUGUGACAGUGAAGUACCAUGGGAAGGCGUCUCAUGCUGCAGCGUACCCCUGGGGGGGGGUCAAUGCCCUGGAUGCAGCAGUGCUGGCGUACAACAGCCUGUCAGUUCUGAGGCAGCAGCUGAAGCCAGACUGGAGACUCCAUGGCAUCAUCAAACAUGGUGGAGUGAAGCCUAACAUCAUCCCAGCCUACACCGAGCUGGAGUAUUACUUGCGCACUCCACUGGUCACGGACCUGUCUGACCUCAAAGCCAAGGCAGAGGCCUGCUUCCGGUCAGCUGCCGUGGCAACUGGUUGUCAAGUGGAGAUAACUUAUCCAAACCACACAUAUUCCAACAUCCUUCCCAACACCACCCUUGCACAGCUCUACGAAGAGAAUGGUAGAGCCUUGGGGAUUGAGUUUGUGGAAGUGCAGAACAAUUUCUCAGGUUCCACUGACUUUGGCAACGUGUCAUUUGUCGUCCCUGGGAUACACCCUUUCUUUUACAUUGGCACCGAUGCACUGAACCACACUGAGGAGUACACCGCAGCUGCAGGUGCAGAAAAGGCCCAGUUUUACACACUCCGGACUGCCCUGAGCUGUUUCACAAGAUGAGGGUGGAAUUCUCCGAGGCCAAACUGAAGCAGGAGCAAGGACCGAAAGACAAGGACACGACUGGCUCCACACAUUCGUGAAAAAGCCAAAAACAUUGAUGACCUCGUGAUUAACAGUGUGACGUAGAAGUCCGUCACUGGCCGCGGGCAGCAUUUGGUUCUUUAACGCACACACAUAUUCAUCACUCCUCCCUGCGCCAUUAUAAGAUAAGUUAACAAUGUGGGUCGACACACAAAUUAACUUCUGUCUUGGUGCAUGCAUUUCACACUUGUCAAUGUUCAUAUUUGAGAGAUACAAUAAUUAUUAUACUUAUCAAUGUUGUGGAUGAGCGCAUUGUUUGUUUGUUCUGUUCCUCUCUCUCCAUCUCUGUAGCUUCCGGGUAUGCUGGAAAAGGACCCGAGCUAAGGGAAUUGGGUUGGCUUUAUAGUGCCUGUCCCAAAUGGCUCAUUAAUGCAUAUGGGCAUAUUGAAAGAUAUUGUCAGUAGUGAUGUAAUGUUGUAAAUGUUAUGUUGUGUUAUUGUUUAAAACCGUGUUGCAAUGUAUAUCCUUUAGUAUGUUUAGUUCAUGGAAAAUGUAGGUUUGUAUUGUUAAUUGAUUAAUUAAUUAGGGUUAAUUGUUCUGAGGGGAGGGGCUAGCCCUACAAAAGGAGCCUCUCUUUCAGUCAUAGAGGGGAUUUUUUUUUUUUUUUUUUUUUUUUUUUUGAUUGAGCUGUGG
This is a messenger RNA of Oncorhynchus keta (chum salmon), 2036 nucleotides long. RefSeq names its product peptidase M20 domain-containing protein 2-like. Lineage: Eukaryota; Metazoa; Chordata; Actinopteri; Salmoniformes; Salmonidae. Gene Ontology annotation, molecular function: dipeptidase activity. The record is from RefSeq and is a predicted model, not a curated record.